Molecule: messenger RNA, 292 nt
Organism: Quercus robur (English oak)
Lineage: Eukaryota; Viridiplantae; Streptophyta; Magnoliopsida; Fagales; Fagaceae
Product: polcalcin Ole e 3
Exons: 1
Coding region: 38-292 (84 amino acids)
Molecular function (GO): calcium ion binding
Source: RefSeq, a predicted model, not a curated record
AAGCAAAUUUAGAAAACUAUCACAACCACAAUACACAAUGGCUGAUAAUGCACAGGUCAAGGCUGAACAUGAACGCAUUUUCAAGAGGUUUGACGCCAAUGGCGAUGGAAAAAUCUCUUCAGUGGAGCUCGGGGAUGCCCUCAAAACACUUGGCUCAGUCACAGCCGAGGAGGUGAUACGUAUGAUGACCGAGAUUGAUACCGAUGGUGAUGGGUUCAUUUCAUUCCAAGAGUUCACUGCAUUUGCAUCUGCCAAUAGUGGCUUAAUGAAGGAUGUUGCUAAGAUAUUUUAA